This is a messenger RNA of Mesorhabditis belari, 1692 nucleotides long. The record is from the annotation of a GenBank genome assembly. Lineage: Eukaryota; Metazoa; Nematoda; Chromadorea; Rhabditida; Rhabditidae.
AUGCCUCCCCGAUGGGCGACUCUCGUCUUGAUGCUAUUCACAAUAUUUUGGGGAAAUGCUGAGGCUCGACAACAAUGCGAAUUAAUCACAAUUCCUUUGUGUAAAGGAAUCGGCUACAAUAUGACCUCGUAUCCAAAUCCGUAUGGACACGAGAAACAAGAGGAAGCUGGCCUCGAAGUUCAUCAAUUUUAUCCGCUCGUAGAGGUCGGUUGCUAUCAACAUCUGAAAUUUUUCCUUUGCGCUUUAUACACGCCGAUUUGUCAAGAGGGAUAUGAUCGACCAAUUCCUCCAUGUAUGGAGUUAUGUUUGGAAGCGAAAAAGCGAUGUUCGCCAAUCAUGCACAAAUACGGUUUUCGUUGGCCGGAAACCCUUUCUUGUGAUGGAUUGCCGAAAAUGAGUGAUCAGUUCACAUCGGGGAAUAUUUGUGCCGCUCCACCCGAUACACCGACAAAGAAUCACAAGCAAACGAUAAAUCAUCCAAUCGCCUCGCUUGAGAUCGUUCCCGAUGUGGGCAUCUCGAUUCCAGAAGAGUGCGUUUGUCGAUGCAGUCGACCGUUCGAGAAAGCGGCGCAAAGCUCAAAAGUCGGCGAUGUGUCUGGUUGUGCCUAUUCGUGUCGUGCUCCAACACAUUCAACUCUCAGCAAUCAAAGCUUCGUGAACAGUUGGAUCGCUGUUUGGUCAAUCACUUGCUUCUCUCUCUCAAUCUUCACCGUGUUGACGUUUUUGAUUGAAACAGAUCGUUUCCAAUACCCGGAAAGACCGAUCUUUGUGUUGGCUUUUUGUCAAGCAAUGGUUGCUGUCGGUUUUCUUCUUCGCGCCUUUUUUGGGCACGAGGCAGUGGCAUGCGAUGCGUGGAAAGUGAGAGGAGCCGAUGAUGGAGGCGAUUCGCUGUGCUUUAUUGUCUUCUUCUUGACGUAUUUCUUCGGGAUGGCCGCCUCGGUGUGGUGGGUGAUCCUGUCGCUCACGUGGCUGCUAGCUGCCGGCUGUAAAUGGAGCACGGAAGCGAUCGCAUCUUAUUCGAUUCAUUUCCAUUUAAUCGCUUGGGGAUUACCAGCAAUUCAGACUUCACUCGUUCUAAUUCUCUCUGCAGUUGACGGGGAUCCCGUUUCUGGAAUCUGCUAUGUCGGGAAUACGAAUGUUCAAUUUUUACGAAUCUUUGUCCUAACUCCACUCGUUGUCUAUUUCUCGAUGGGCGUUCUCUUUUUGGCAAUCGGUUUCUUCAACCUCUGGCGGAUCAGAAUUGAGGUUCAAAAGCAUCACCAUGGACUAGAAAGUGCCUCAAAAGUGACGCAAUUAAUGUCGAAAAUCGGGAUCUUCUCUGUCUUGUAUACGGUGCCAGCUCUUUUCCUUAUCUUGGUAUUGUUUUAUGAGCAACGAAAUCGGCCUCAAUGGGAAGAAGCAGCGCUCUGUCCUUGCUCGAAUUCAAAAACGGAUAGUGCGAAAGCAACUCUCCUUCUUUCACUCAUUAAAAGCGCUUCAAUGUUAGUUGUUGGAUGGACGUCGGGUGUGUGGAUUUCUUCACGGAAAACCCUCCGCUCAUGGAGGGAUUUCUUCUGCUGUUCAAGGGGAACACAUAAAUAUCAACAAGCUGAGAUUCUUUACGGGAAGAGUGAAUGUUCCACACCACAUUUCUACAAUUCGACACUGAGACAGCAAAAUCUCUUCAAACAACCGAUGCUUCCAGAGAAAUUG